Molecule: messenger RNA, 267 nt
Organism: Brugia malayi
Lineage: Eukaryota; Metazoa; Nematoda; Chromadorea; Rhabditida; Onchocercidae
Exons: 3
Source: RefSeq, a predicted model, not a curated record
AGAUGUGAAGCAGUUACGAAUAACAAAGAAGAAAGCAUUAUUUUACCGAUUUCUAUCCAAAUGAUGGACCAAAAUGAUUCCUGCGCGACGAUGAAAUUGGAAUUCUGCUUAAAUCAAGAUCUGGUCAGUGAAUUAGAAUCGUUUCCACCUUUGUCUUCUACUGCCAGGAACGUCGAUUUCGAGACUUCCAAGAUGCUCAAAAUAAGUCUUUUAAAUUAUGAUAAUAGAAAUCGGGCAGAAGUUUUGUGUUGGAUGUUAUCAGAAUAA